UAUUUUUCUUCCCUGGUAUCUGAUGUUUUGCUGUCUGUCUGAACUCUUUGGAGCUCUGUUUCAGAAACCGCGCUGUAAAGUUACAAUGGUGCGAAAAUUGCGUUUUCACGAGCAGAAACUCCUGCGGAAAGUAGACUUCAUUAACUGGGAAGUAGAUAACAACCUGCAUGAAGUUCGGGUGAUGCGACGUUUCCGUUUGGAUAAAAGGGAGGAUUACACUAGGUACAAUAAGCUCAGCAGAAACAUCAGAGAACUGGCUCAGAAAAUCAGGGACUUGAAUGAAAAGGACCCAUUUCGAGUGAAGUCCACCUCACAACUCCUAGAGAAACUCUAUGCAAUGGGACUAAUUCCCACAAAACAGAGCCUUGAGCUGUGUGACAGAGUUUCUGCAUCAUCAUUCUGCAGGAGGCGUCUCCCCACCAUCAUGAUAAAGCUGAGGAUGUCCCAGAACCUGAAGAUGGCUACUACUUUUAUUGAGCAGGGACAUGUUCGUGUAGGAACUGAUAUUAUAACAGAUCCUGCCUUUAUUGUGACCAGGAAUAUGGAAGACUUUGUAACUUGGGUUGAUUCAUCGAAGAUCAAGCGGCAUGUGAUGGACUACAACGAAGAAAGGGAUGAUUUUGACCUUGCCAUGUAACUGCAUCUACCAUUUGCUCGAUGGAACCAGCUUUGGAAGCUUUUGCAGUUUGUUUCAAUUCCCCAGCAGUGAUGCAAGAUGUAUUGAGAUGGAUCCCGAUUGUUUAUGAGAGUGGAUAAAAGCAGUGCACUACUGUUCAAAGAAUGAUUAACAUGGCAUGAAACCAAGGGACAAGGAGUUAGUCUGUGAUUUCCUUUAAUCUCAUCAGAUUAAUUUAUUUUGUCAUAAUUUUAAUCGGUUUAUAUCUUACUACCCAGUACCUAUUGUAUUCAGUCUUCUUUUUAAAACAGUCUAUCCCAGCUGGUAUGCAUUAACUGUAGAGGACUUCAUGUUGUGAUUGUUGUCAUUUAAAUGGCUAUCAGCUGCUUUAAAAUGAUAACUAAAAGGUGUAUUAAAAUUUGUAUAUUUGACCAAAAUAUUAUUCUAAAUGUCCAGUUGUCCGUCUCCCAUUGAACAAAAUUUGAGAAUUGAAAAGCUGUAGACUCCCAAAGAGUCAGAAAAGAAAAGUAAAACACACAUCCUUUUUUUCUCUCCAUUUACAUUGUCUUUUAUGGUAUGUUAAACAGUGUCUGUUUUUAACUUACCUGUUUUGUAAUCUGAUGGUUCCACUAGUAAAGUGUUUUUUUGGUAAACUUAA
Molecule: messenger RNA, 1274 nt
Organism: Protopterus annectens (West African lungfish)
Lineage: Eukaryota; Metazoa; Chordata; Ceratodontiformes; Protopteridae
Gene: IMP3
Product: IMP U3 small nucleolar ribonucleoprotein 3
Exons: 7
Coding region: 23-637 (204 amino acids)
Biological process (GO): rRNA processing
Cellular component (GO): small-subunit processome; small ribosomal subunit; Mpp10 complex
Molecular function (GO): structural constituent of ribosome; snoRNA binding; rRNA binding
Source: RefSeq, a predicted model, not a curated record